This is a messenger RNA of Aspergillus oryzae RIB40, 831 nucleotides long. RefSeq lists its product as uncharacterized. Lineage: Eukaryota; Fungi; Ascomycota; Eurotiomycetes; Eurotiales; Aspergillaceae. The record is from RefSeq and is a predicted model, not a curated record. Bases 1 to 831 code for a protein of 276 amino acids. The transcript has a single exon.
AUGACGAGCGAACAAUACCCACAUCGCGAUGGCCUCGCAAGACGGCUGUUGGCUGCCUUCAUUGGCAAUCCGGACCCUGUUCUCCCCACAGCAGCUCAUAGUGUACCCACGAUGAAUAACCACAGCGAAACAAUGGGGCUGCCACCAGAAGUUCGAGCAAAGCGCCUCACAAUUGCGAGAACGGAAGCAAACGCGCUGAUUCCACCCAGCGACAAGCUUCUCGUCUUCCGUGCCCUCACAGGCAUCGACAGCGUCCCGACAUUGAAUACACUCCACCACUAUAACCGUACCGUGCCCAACGUCGGCAUCUACGCACGAGUGGUCGAAGCAGAGCAAACCACCGCCAAGCGAUACCGUUUCUACAGUAUUCUCAUCAACACCUGCCUGGAUGUGCAGAUUGUCGUUGCCGCAUCGCUCACAGCCCUCGGUGCCGCUUCAGGUCCACAUUCCGCCGUGACUGCGUUCGGCGCCAUCAACACCAUUAUGGCCGGAAUCCUGACCUACCUGAAGGGAUCCGGGUUGCCCGAUCGACUGAAGCACUACCAGAAUGAAUGGCGCAAUAUCCGUGAAUACAUUGAACAACGAGAACGUGAAUUUUGCUUGGAUGGCUGCGAACUUGACGUACAAGAGGAGAUUCAGUAUAUUGAGCACCUGUACGAAGGUGUAAAACGGGAGAUCGAAGGAAUGAACGGCGGCGGCGGCGAGAGUCGCGCGCCGAUGCAACAUGGCCAGUCCAAUCGAAGAUCAUUCUUGCCUUCGCAAUCGCGGAGCCAGGAUGCUUCAGGUCCAAGUCCUGUGACGAUUCCGGAACGGUCUUACGAAAAGAUAUGA